UCGUCCACCAGGUGACGCUAGGCGCUUUCUUCUUACCGUCAUUCUCAGCCUAGUUUUUCUUUUUAUGUUCGUUUAGUGAGUAGUAUAGUUGGCCGUUAAAUUUAUUCUUGUAAUGGCUGCCACGCUAAAAGUGUAGUCUAUUGGUUAUGUCAUGUUAAAACAGUCCGUACACAAGUGUGAUAGACGAAAAAAUCAACAAGUGUUCUGAACAAUGAUUGCUUGAAAGGUGUUUUACACUUAUCUCCCUGGAACGUUUCUUCUUUCAUGUUUCCUUUUUUAGGCAUUUAAGUUAUGGACUCCGAGUUUGUGUACUUUAUAUAACCAAAACAUAAUCUAUGCUUCGCCAACAGUGUUUAUUUGGACCAUAUUGAGUGUAAAGUGUACCGUCCAGAAAUUAAAUUAUGGAUCCGAGAUCGUCAUCUGCCCUGUUCAAAAGGGCUGAACAGUUGAAGAGAUGGGAAGAAUCUGACACUAACAAACAGUCGGCAAUCCCAAAACGUGCUUCAAGAAUACAAUUCUCUUCUGGUAUCGUGUUUUUAGCAGCGUGCACGGCUGGUGAUAAAGAUGAAGUGCAGCGCUUAUUGAAAUUAGGCGCUGAUAUAAACACUGCGAAUGUUGACGGCCUGACAGCACUUCAUCAGGCUUGCAUCGACGACAACUUUGAUAUGGUGCAGUUCUUGGUAGAAAACGGCGCAGAUGUGAAUCGUGGUGAUAACGAAGGCUGGACCCCAUUGCACGCUACCGCAUCCUGCGGCUUUCUAAGCAUUGCUAGAUACCUUUUGGAAAACGGCGCGGAUGUGGCAGCCGUGAACUAUGACGGCGAGCUGGCUGUCGAUAUCGCUGAUAGUGAUGAAAUGGAAGAACUUCUACAAAAGGCGAUUGAUGAGAAAGGCAUAGAUUGUGAGAAGUCGCGUAGUGCCGAAGUGACGACACUCAGGAAUGACGCUAAGAACUGGGCAGCGAAUGGUUAUGUAGAGGUUCGUGAUCCCAAGACUGGUGGAACACCUCUACACGUCGCGGCUGCUAAGGGAUAUGUUGAUGUGGCGAAAACACUGCUAGAAGAUUGCAAUGCUGAACCGGAUUCCGUCGAUUACGAGGGCUGGACACCGUUACAUGCAGCUGCGUUGUGGGGACAGAAGGAUGCUGCUGCGAUACUGUUGAAGUUUGGCGCUGAUCCUAAUGUGAAGAACUAUUCGGGCCAAACUUGCAUGGAUCUCGUCGAUCCCAGUAUAUCGUCGUGGCUCGCAGAGGCGUCGCUCAAGGCGCCACGCCGCGUCAACAAUAACAACAACAACAACAACAACAAACGUAAACGAAGUCCGCCCAAGCACGACGUCAAGCGCGUCGAGCUGCAGAUCACCGGCCAGCCGGACACCAUCGUCAACGAGAAGCCGCCGGCGCCGGAGAUAAUAACAAAGGUGUCGGAGGGCAAACCGCCGAAGGUGCGCGCGCCGUCGCCGGAGAGCGCGGCGGGCGGCGACGCGGCGGCCGACGACGACGCGCCCUCCUGGCGCCGCUCCGCCUCCUUCCGCAACCGCCUGCAGGACAAAGCGCGUGAAAAUAAGCAGACCAAUAAUAAUGUGGAUAACGAUACAAUACUGCGAAGGACGCACAGCUUUGAAAACGAUAAGACUUUCUACCAGCGCUACCGCGACGUGACGGCGCGCAUAAAGGCCUCGUCGUGCCCCUCUAUACCACCGCUGCCUCAGUCCACGCUGGCCGCGCUCGAACUGAGGAAAAAGGGCCAGGAGACUAACAAUGCGACAGAGACUAACGACGACGUUCACACAAGGGUAACUGCAAAUGAAAGGAGAGAAAGGGAGUCAAACACAUGGAGUACACCGUCUAGCACGAGCUCGAAUGCAAACAGUACAAACACUACAACUACCACACAGACCACUGUUAGAAGCGGUUCGGAAAGCGUAGAGUCGAACAGUAGCAAUUCAACACCAAGCUCUGCGACGCCCACCAAACUGUCGCCUGGGAACAUUUUCAAGAAUUUCUUCAAGUCGUUCGUGCCACCCGUACGCGAUGAAGAGAGCGAGACGCAAAGGAAGGCGCACGCAAAGCGCGUACGCGAAACUAGGAGGUCGACCCAAGGGGUAACGCUCGAUGAGAUCAAGUCCGCCGAACAGCUGGUGAAGAAGAAAACGAAUAACGGAACGACGGAAGCUCCGCCCACCGGCUUGAAGAAGACCGACGAUAGUCCAGUUGAGAAUAGUACAGCGCGCGCGAUAUCGGCCGGUGGCGGUGAGGCGGCGGUCUCGCUGGCGCUGGCCUGCGUGACCGCGACCGCGACCGCGACCAUCGCCGCCAACAGUGAGAGACGCCCCUCGUGGCGGCUGCGGCUCGAUCCCGCUAACAAGUUUGAGUUGGAGGAUGCGGCUGCAACCCCGCGGACGACGGAAACCGAGGCGACGGUGACGUUACCGCUCCGCCGCCCGCCAUCCGGCGCCAACCAGAACGCAACCACAAACAACUCCGUUACCACCACGCCUACCAAGGAGAGCCGUACAAGUAACGCGACAGUAGCGGCGACGGAGGAGGAGAAGGAGCGCGAGAGCAGCGCAGAGAGCAAGUCGCCGAGCAACUCGUCGCCGAGCACGCAGGCCGCGCUCAACGUGAUACAGCGCCGGCGCAGGCCCAAGCGCCGCUCCACCGGCGUCGGCCACGUGGAUAUGGACGACAUCGUUAACGAUCGCGGAGGAGGCGGCGAAGGCGACGUCGACACAGAUAUACAAUCCGGCACGGAGAGGACGGACGAGGGAGAGGAGAAGGACUACAAGGCGCUGUACGAAGCAUCACAAAACGAGGUCCGCAAGCUGCGCGCGUUGCUCUCGACCUCCGAGCAGCAGUUGCACGAGGCUCGCACCACUAUCACUAGACUCACACAAGUGAAUCAAAAUUCACUAUCUGAGAUAGAGAAGCGCGAGAAGCGAGCCAUGGAAAGAAAACUGUCCGAAAUGGAAGAGGAGCUGAAGCAAUUGCAAAAGUUAAAAGCCGAGAACGAAAGGCUGAGGGCUGAGAACCGUGCGCUAACGCGGGUCGUCAGCAAAUUGACCAACUCUGCCGCCAAAUAGUAUCAUCAAGCGCUUCAAGCGGAGAAUCAGCGGCUGAAAGACGAGAACGGAGCGCUUAUCAGAGUUAUCAGUAAAUUAUCCAAGUGAGAUAUAGGGGUUUCCUAAAAUAUGUUCCCUUUCGGCCUAACGAAUCGAGGUCAGCGAUGGGACUACAUUGUUACUAUAGAAGGACGUGUGUAAUAAUAAAAUGCCUUUUUAAAAAAUUUGAUGUGUGCUUUGUGAAGUGGAUUAUUAGCCAAAUAUUUAAUUUUUUUUUUUACAAACGAAAUAUACAAACUUUUAUACACUAACCAACGAAGCAAGAUAAUAAAUGAUUCUUUGCGAUGUUGUCCAUGUAUGAAACUUAUAUUCCUCUCAUUGCCUGGCUGAGGUUCUAGUCAAAUUAACAAUAGUGUAGUAAUAUACUUAUAGAAUGCCUAAACCGCACCGGAAUUAACUUUGUGGAGAAGUUGAUCACGUUCGUCAAAAUCUAAUAAGCACUAUAUGGUCAAUUGAUGUAUAAAUAUAGACGACAGAAGUAAACUGUUUUGUUGGUGUUGUUUCUUUUAGUUUUUCCUUUCGUUAUAGUAUAAUCUUGUUUCGUUGGUGAACAUCGGUUAUCGGUCCGGGUAUUGAACAGCAUGAUUAGGUUAAUUUUUUAUUAUUAUAUUUUGGUUUGAUUGUUUUAUUUGAAAAUGAAAUAUUGUCUAUUUUAAACACGGAUGAAUUGCAUGAUACACAUAUUAUUUUUUACUUCGAAAUCUUCGUCCAAAUAAUUUGUUUUUACAAUUGAACGAAAAUGUUAUUUAUUUAUGAAACAUUAUAUAUCUGCGGCAAACUUGUUAAUUUUUUCGUAAAAGUUGGUUUUUAAUUUCUUUUUAAAAUUUCAAUUUGUUUUUUUUUCUGGCAAACAAACAUAUAUUUAUAUACAAAUACCUUUUAUCGCAUUGAAUUAAUAUGGAUGACAAUAUUUUUUAAAACUUUAGAAAACAUCACUAUUAUAGUAUAUUAGAUAAUUUUUUUAAAGAAUUUAUGUAGUUCCCGAGAUGUCCUUUGUGUUGAUAUUUUAAUAUAUUCCUGAUGUUAUAAAUGUAAUGUAGAUUAGUAUUUAAUGAAAUGUUUUCGGAGUUCACGCUUUCGCGGAACCGAGAACGUGUUCUGUGUAAUGUUAGGUAUUAGUUAAUAAUCGUCAUAUUACUAAUGCGUUUAUAAACUGUAUGUAAUAUAGAUUUUAUUAAACAAUAGUCACGAAAUGAUUGGAAAUGUGAUAUAUCGAUUUAUUAAAGUUUUGAUCAUGUGGAUUUAGGUCUUACUAGGUGUUGUACUUUGUAGUGUUUUACAUAUAGAGUAAAUCACUUUGUCGUGCCCAUUAAUUGAUUCCCCUACGGGGCAUUUGAUUUGUCAACGUUGUUAUUGUGUUCAUCAUCACAAACCUGCUAUCCGCUAGCUAUACGCACAUACACGAACACUUCUAUGUCCUAAUGAAUCAGUAUUCCAACAGCCAACCCUUCUAUGGAAGAUUUGUUUGUGUGCAUUUAGCUUAUGCGGAUAGCGAAUAUUUAAAACACACAUACACACGCUUGUUCGGACACACGAACGUGGUUUACUCGAUAUCGGAACGGCAAUUUAUACUUAACGUAUAUAUUUUAAUGUGUCACGUAGAGACAUUACAUCGUAAUCAUUAUCGGAUGUUUGCGCUAUAGGACCUUUUGUUAAAUGUGAUGUGAAAGUAUUGUUAUAUAUAUGUGAUGCUGGCACUAACGCUUCGUGAAUUUUAUUUUGUAGAUAAAUUAAUAUUUCGAAAUGUGACGGCAGACAUCUUAGUAGAGUAACUUUUAUUUAAUGUGGAAAAUGGGAUGAAGAUUUUUUAAUGUAUUUUAUAUGCCAUAGCCCUUCAAAAGGGUACUAACGUUUAAAUUUUAAUUAUCAUUAAUUGUUAUGUGCGGAGGCAAGCGUUUAUUGCUGAUAUGAACCAUACGCAUAUUAUUAAUUCAUUCAUUUUUCGGACAUUUUGAGUAUAAAAGACUAGUCAUUUUAAGCGAAUUACUCUAAUUUAUACAUAAAAAAAAUCGUAAAAAAUGUAUUAUGGGGCGGUUAUUGUUAGUACAUCUGAAUCCGAAUAAUUGGGAUUGUGUGACGUCAUACAUUCAAUUUUGUAUAAAAAAAGUGCUGCAACCUAAAAUAUCAGCAAUAAAUAUUGCCUUUGUACCCAAAACGUAUUUAUAGAAACGAAACUAAAGCAUAUUCCCGAUGGCCUAUCGCGGAAAUGUUAACGCACAUUGGCUAUCGGUUUGGGAACAUGUUGAUAGGUUUUAUUUCUAUUACCAUUUACUGUAGAUAUAUAUAUAAAUAUAUGUAAUUAGAUACUGAUUUAAUUUAUUUAAAAAUUUUACAUUAUACAUUUUCAAAUGUUGGUCAGUGUUUUAACGAUUAUUAUUUGAAAUGAUAAAUUCUGCUUCGAUAUGUCAAUUCAAAAGGGAACGUUUCUUAUUAUUGUUUCCGCAUAACGAAAGUUUUGUUAAUGAAUUUUUGCGUUUUUUUUUUGCUUUGUCAUUCUCGUAUAUUACAGUAAUAAAAUUAAUGAAUUUUGUCGUAGAUGUAUGUCCUUAACGCAUCCCUUGAUUGGGAUAUGUUAAACUCAUAUAACAUUUUCUAUUUUAUCAUUUAAAUAACUACAACGUUUUUAUUGUUAUGCAUACUCUUGUUAAGAUUAUGGAUCCCGCACCAAACUACCUACACAUAUUAACAAUCUCAAUAGAGAAUUAUAAUAAGGAAAGCGUGAAAUGUGAAAGUGGGGUCUAGCCUUCAUUGAUCUUUAUAUUGUAUCCCUAUUUAAUGUAAGCGGUAAUUUUUGUUCAUUAAAGUUUUAUUUAUUUCGAGAGUAAGAGUUAAACAAAAUAAAUUUAUUAAUUAAU
Messenger RNA from Zerene cesonia (dogface butterfly), 5974 nucleotides. It is a transcript of the gene Mbs, whose product is annotated as protein phosphatase 1 regulatory subunit 12A. Gene Ontology annotation, molecular function: phosphatase regulator activity; protein kinase binding; enzyme inhibitor activity. Lineage: Eukaryota; Metazoa; Arthropoda; Insecta; Lepidoptera; Pieridae. The transcript has 20 exons. The coding region runs from base 402 to 3080 and encodes 892 amino acids. The record is from RefSeq and is a predicted model, not a curated record. Gene Ontology annotation, cellular component: cytoplasm.